GAGGGUGUAUAUGUGCAGAGGAAGCUGAGGAGGAGGAAGGUUUAGGGGCUGCUUAAAGCUAUUCUCUAGCUUAUUCUUCAACUAGAUAAGCAAUGGAGAUUUCUGAAGGUCUGUAGAUUCAUGUUUACUCAUAUUUAAUAUAUUAUCUAUAUACUAAAAAUAAUAAACUUGCAUAGAAUUAAAUAUAUUUACCUGCAAACUCAGAGAAUCUGAAGAAACUUGAAACGGAUAGCUCCAGAUCCAGAAGAUUCGGGCCAGAUCUCCUCUAAAGGUGCCUUGGAGUGAAACAUUGUGAAAACCUGUGGACAUUGUUUAUGCACAACUAAGGAUGGAAGAACUUCACAACAUACCAAUUGAAAAUUGGACUGAGACCAUGGUGGGCACAUGGUUACAAUCAAUUGGAGUGAAAGAGCAGUACAUCAAGAAACUUCACGAAGAAGAAGUAGAUGGUCGGAUCCUCCUUCAAAUCACAGAAGACUAUCUGAGAAAAGAGACUGGAAUGAAAUCUGGCCCUGCACUUUUAAUAAUUACUAAACGAAAUGAGUUGGUUAAAAGUGUACACAAAGGACAGAGGCAACAUGAUAAAGCGGUACAUGAAAGAACUGUUCAAAAGAGUGGCCAAAAAAGAGCAUCUUCCACUAAUAAUGAUUCAACAACCAGCUCUCCUCAGAAAGGAGAGCUUAAACAAGAUUCAGUGAUGAUCCAAAAAACAAGAAGAGAUUCAAAACCUCGACCUUUUGGUACAAGCAGUGUUGACUUUACGUAUGUUCAGCACAAUGUUCUACAGCCCGAAUCUGGUCCCAUUGAUCUUGUAACGCCAUGUCACGAAUACAAGGCAUUUACUGAUGCUGCUACACUGGACCAACAAAGACUUCAAGCCAAACUGGCUAAGGAAGUUUUCAAAUUUGCCACAGGAUGCAUGAAUGCACGAUCAAAUGGCACAAUACACUUUGGAGUAAUGGAUGGACAGGACAGUUCUUGUUAUGUACAUGGUGAAAUUGUUGGUGUUCCAGUUCGAAAAAAGAACCUGUACGCUGAUGUGUUGAACCUCAUUGACAGAAGUUUUUCCUCCACAGACACUGAGCUAGUACAGCAGUGCAUUCGACCCCCAGAGUUUAUUCCGUUAACUCACACAGAUAACGAAGAAGAACGCUAUGUAGUUGAGUUUGACGUUGUACCGUCAGUAAGCGUAGUCAGGAACAAGAUGUUUGGUGUCCGCUUGCCAAACUUUCGAGAGGAAUCAAACAAACUGGAAUUCGAAAAGGAAACGAUCUUUUGCAGACAAGGUUCCAGAACACAGCCAACUGAUGCAAACACGUUUCACCGCAAACUUCAGAGCAUCGACUCUCAAAGAGAAGCAAAAGAGCAAGAGCCAGAGCUGGCGAAUCCUGAAGUUCCCCAGGAUCUUGGAAGAAAACUGAUCAUGCUUGUGACAAGUGGGAAGAAAAUAAUGGAAAAAGAGAAAUGGUACAUACUUGUUACCAACCGAUUUUCCAAGGAAGAUCUUAAGAACAUUGACUUCUUGCUGAACAUGAACAUUUUCUGCGUGUUUGAUUUCGACCCAGACUCUAAAGUUUCUGGGUUAUGUCAUGAGUAUGACAAACACCAUGCCGUGAAUGUUCAUUUCAUGCAGAACUACAAAAUUCCGAGUGGCAUGAACGUCAGGGACUUCGAGAGUCAUCUCCGUUUGUUUGAGCAAACAAGUUGGAUAUUUUGUAACGGACGGAGUGAUUUCAAAGGCAAUGAGCCCCCUUGCGAUGAACUUACUUGGUCUAAAACAAGGAGGACCUUCCUAAAAGACUGUGUCUCGCUGAUCUGCAAAGAUAUCCUGCCUAAGGGAACGUUUCUCGUGAUGUUCCUACUCACCUCUCCUGUUGAGACGCCCCUUCUGAACACAUUCUAUGAGUUCUUCACUGACAUGGAAGGCCACGAAGACAUCAUCUGCAUCUCGGAAUCAAAGGAGAAUUUUCAGAAAUGGCAGAACUUUGCUCUUGGAUCAUGUAGUGAACAAAAUGUGAGAGAUUCAAGCGUUGUUGGGAUGAAAAUGAGCCACAUCAAUGCAACUUUGCUGCGAAUCCAGACGACCACAGUCCGUGCAGCUAAGCUCUUACCUGUGCAUGUCAAAGGAGAGUGCCGUCUUGAGAAUCGAGAGGAGGAGAUGAUGUGUUCCUUAGAGAUUUUAAGCAGCAAUCAGUGCGAAGACACCAAACCUGAGGUCAUUACAUCACAGAAAGAGGACAUAGAGAGAGAGUUUUACCGUGGAGGAAAAGUUACAUGGAUGAACUUCUGGCUUGCAGAGGAAAAGUACGUUGGUGACAUUAUUUACAGAGAUGCCUACAAAGAAGUGAGCAACCUUCUCACAGAUUCUCUUCCGUGGAGUCCAGAUCAGCCACAUAUACACUGCAUUAACAUAUACCAUCAACCCGGCAGUGGGGGAAGCACAGUAGCAAGGCAGGUUCUGUGGAACCACAGAAAGAAGCUAAGGUGUGCGGUUGUGAAACCAUCGUACUCAGUUACUACAGUUUCAGAACAUGCGGUCAAGCUUUGGCAGUACGAGGAAAAAGACCCACAGAAAUGCCUCCCUGUUCUCUUGCUUAUUGAGGAUUGCGAUAAAGAGUAUAUCGAAGACUUGAAGAAAGAAUUAGAGACGGCCGUCUGGGCCAACAAAAUCACACGUGGAACAGUGUGCUUCAUUCUCCUCAGCUGUAGACGAUCCCACGACCCAGAGAAAACAUCUAGGGCUUCACCUCUUCAGAAUGUCUCUGUGACUCACAAACUUUCAGACAACGAAAAACGACUCUUUGCAAGCAAACGGCAAGAGCUCGAGCAGCAAUUCUCACCAGAGUUCAUUCUGACAUUCAUAUUGAUGAGCGAGGAAUUUGAAAAUGUGACCAUCGCUGGUUAUGUCAAAAAGUUUGUGGAGCAUUUGCUGCAAGACAUUGAUCACGCAUCUGACGUCACUAAACUCAUCUGCUACGUAGCUCUGCUCAACACCUACGUCCAGAACUCUUUCAUCUCCCAGUCGCACUGUGAAGACCUUCUUGGUUUAUCUAUCCUGAUAAAACACAUGGAUCGAUUCCGUCAGCAUACGUUUGAGGGGUCUCUGAGCAACCAGGCUAAGUUGAUCUUUAUACACCUGAGAGAUGAGAAAACCCAAAUUCAGUCUAUCCGAAUCAUUCACCCAUUAGUUGCCAAGGAAAUUCUCCACCAGCUUUUGAAAGACAAGCAACAACAACAAAGUGACCUUGCGCUCGAUCUUCUCAACAACGAUGUCCUCUUUGAUCACAGAUUUGGACGAGAAGACUACUUGAAAUUCCUUCGCGCACUUUUCAUGAGACGUUACAGGAUCAGCAAAGGCGAUAAUACGGACAGCCUCUUCUCUCCACUGAUUGAGCAUGUGAGAAACAAGGAAAGCCCAGACAGAGCUAUUGAGCUUUUCAAGGAGGCUUACAAAAGGUUCGACAAGGAUCCAUUUUUUGCUCAGCACAUCGCUCGUCUCAGCUACAAGCACGAAAAAUUUGAAGACGCUGAAUACUGGGCAGACAUCGCCACAACAAAACAGCCAAGCAACUCCUACUUUCUUGACACCAAAGGUCAGGUAUAUAGAAGAUGGUUCUUAGCAAAAUGCAAACAAAUCGAAAAUGACACCAAAACGCCUGAGAAUACAGCCAAUGUCAUCGAAACUGCCCUCAAAGCCAUUGACUGCUUUGAAGCGUGUCAGAAAGCAGCUGUUGCGGACACUGAGUCAAUGAACAAUUCAGGAUUUUUCGCAACUGUCGAGGUGGGAUGUGCCUUGUUGGAGCUAAUUUCUUCGCUUCAUGUGUUCUCAAAACAGGACGACCUCUCCGAAUGCGUAAAAUAUUUUGUGGUCAAGGAGCACGUUCCCAAAGAAAUCGAAAAACCAUGGGAGGCUUUUCACCACAAGCUUAAAACCCUUCAAGUCGUGAUGCAGAAGUCAUUGGAGUGGAUAUCGGAAGAACUGAGCUACUUCCAGACAGACGCAGAUGCAGAUGAGGAGAACUCUCAGAACGUUGAGCUGAAAAUAUAUAACCCAAAGCGCUGGUUGGUCAGUAAGUCCUCUGUUUAUGGGAAGUUCUUCAGUAGUGUGCCUGGCCAGUGUCAAUCUGAUCCAGCUAAACUGACUCCCUUCAGUAAGCGCAUGAUCAUCAGCAGCCUUGGUGGAGGAAACAUCACAACAAUCUUUGCCAUCUUAGACAAGAAAGACAAAAAGAAUGAAGAGAAAGAAAAAAGAACAGGAAAGAAGGACAAAAAGGCGAGAGAGAAAGAAAAAGAGGCUGCAGACAUUUUAGAGGAAAUAAUCUCACUGUAUCCAAAAAACCCAGCAGGUUCUAAAAUGGAUCAGGUGGACAUUGCGAACUACAUAUCAUCUCAUUUUGCUUUGAGUACAGCCUCACUACGCCGUUCGCCUAAUCUGGCUCCUUUCAGUGAUUUACGAAAACUCAGUCACCAGUUUCCUCAUGACAGGUCUAAAUGCCUGGCAACCGCUCUUUUCUUAAGCAUGCUGUUAGACUGGCCGGAAGAUCAUGACACGGGUAGUGAAAAGGAGAAGAAAUACGAAGCCAUUCUCUCAGCUGUUGAAUACCUCCAACCUGUGUACUCGAAGAAACGGAAGGAGGUCCGGUUCAAAAGCAGGCGGAUCUACACUCACUUCUUCCUGGGAGAUGGACUUGGAUAUGACAAAUUCGUCCACAAGAGUAAGAUCGAAAAGGCCAAAGAACUUCCCUCAGUUUCAGAGAAACGUCUCAGGUGGCUACAAGGGGAAUUGUUCAGAGCACCGGAAAUCGCCAAAAUGCUGAAGCGUGUCAGUGGCUGGACAGAGAAUGAAAUUUUGUACCUUGAUGGUCCGAAAAGCAAAAAGCUUCCUAUUCAGGCCAUGCAUGACGCCUCAAUGCCCCAUGGCAAUGAGAAUGUCACCUUCUAUCUGGGCUUCACCUUCAGAGGACCUGUUGCAUACGACAUCAGAGUGAGUGAUUAGUCAACCGUGACGCCAACAGGUGGCGACAAUUGGUAGUUACAGUACAUUUUGAGAUUCAAACCCUAUGUAGAGUUCCAUAAUUACAUUGUGGAAAAUCCUUUGCACCAUCUAUACCCCACUAUCUCAGCUCAACUAUAGGUUAAACAAACUUCACCCAACAAUAUCUUACAAUAAAGACCUUCCAGAGCAACGGCCAAUUGCAUACCACGUACUCUUACUAUACAUCUUACUAUACUAUACCGUACCGCUUACUAUACAUCUGGAGGACUGCAUCCGGCACAAGUGGAAUUCACCAGAGUGUACUAGACGAACAUAUCAAACACCAGGGCAUUCUUACAGUAAUCAAUUCACCUUGACCUCUGUCUGACAGGAAACCCAUGCAAUCACUUAUACAACAUUAAGAAUCCACCCAGAUAGGGACUUGAACCACAGACCCCUAGUGGUACGAGGUGAACAUGCUAGCUACCAAGCCACCGUGCCGCCCAAAUUUUGAGUAAUAUAAAAUAUAGUGUGAAUGAGGAGAGUACAGAUUGAAUUUAACUGACUUAAGCCCUAUCUGAAAGGGAUUAGUUUCUCAGAGGGACGUCUGGACGUCUGAAAAAUAUUUCACACUUCUACUCAGUGAUAAAACUCCUGCAUCCGGACUGCAAUUAAAAAAACAGGAGAACCAGUGAGUUUUUAGGCUUUCUCGGUCACUUGACAUCGCAUUCAGAAGCUCCUCCAUUUCCACUCCCUGUUGUUUUUAUACCUGGAUCUCCAUGGAAACGCAGCGCCCAAAGUGUAAUUAUGGUGCUCUGCAUUGGACGAAUAGCUAUUUUAUUAAAGGCAAGGAGACGAAACUCAGAGAUGUGUGUCCGGACAGGACUAAAAUUACCGGAGGAUCACGAAGAGAGUUCAGAGAAAAACAGCCUGUAAUUUUCUCAGAGGACGUCUGACAAAAACAUGUACCUGAUCGUUCUGGACGGGAAUAAAAUCACAGAGGACCCCCUGAGAAACUAAUCCCAUCUGCAUAGGGUUUAUUAUAACUGUGCUAUAGCUGUGACGAUAUUAAACAAGCAUUCCUACUGUCUUUAUUAUUUCUAAGGCAACUAAUAAGCAUAGGAGUUGGAUGUGUCGUAUUUUGCCUGUUUUUAUGUUUUUUUUGGAUGCACACACAAGAGGUGUGUAUGUAUAUAAACUGACAUGCCACAUGUCAUGGGACAGGAACUAGUUUAUUGUCCAAAGGCUUUUGUCAUUUUCCUUGUAACCUGUGGGAUGUGGGUGUGAUUUCUGCCAUUGUUGCUUGUCUGUUUGAAUGGACAGUUCUAGCCAGACACUGUCGGCCACCAUCAUUACCACCCACUGCACUGUCCACUGUGGGUGGUAAUAAUGGCCCCCUAUGGUGUAAUCCAUUGUUUAGGGCUAAAUUUCUGAAUUGAAAGUAUUUGUUAGCUCAAAAUAGUUUUGUAGAGCAAAUUUCCAUGAUUAUUCCGAAACGUUCUGGGUAUUUUUAUUUUUCCAAAACUUAUCCAGGUCUGGAAAUUGCUUAAUUUUAGCAUUUCAGUUUACUUUCUUCUUUUACAUGACCGCUAAAACAUAUGGGAUUUUAUAAAAUGUUAGUGUAUUUUGACAUAAUAAGUCAAGUCAUUAUGUAGCCCUAACCUGAGUAAGGGAAUUUAGUUAUUUGUAUUGUUUGUUGUUGUUUUAUCUUGUUUAUUAAAAUGUUUAAGAUGGAAUAGAGUGCAAUUGAAUACUUUUUACUGAAAAAGAAAAGGUCUGAUAAUGUCUGUAUUGGAAAAUGUUGAGUAUUUUUAUUGGAAGACAAAGGAAAACAUCUGAAAUGAGCCUUAUUGUUUUUACUUUUGAGUCUUAACUGUUCAAAUUAAUUAUCUUAAAUGUAAAGCUGCUUUACUGUGGCUGUGUUUAGACUGCAGUAAAUCGGAUUGUUUCUGGACAUCAUAAGCAUAUCUUCAUGCACUUUCCUCAAUUUCUGGAAUUAAUAGAUUUUUUAAUAUGAUUUGAGCAUCCAGAGUGUCCUGACUGAGCCACAUCUUUACAAAUAUGAUGAAAAUCACAUUUCAAACCACUUCCAGUUGUGGUUUCUGGCUGUUCAGACUCUACAAAAAAUCAACCUGGAUACAAUAGAUAUACUAAAAAUCAGAUUUAGGCUGGCAGUCUGAACAUACCCAAAGUCUAGGCUGCCGUGUAUGGGGGUAAAUCCUGCCAAAAAUAAAACUGAAAUGAAAACACUAAAAUAAAAAUGCAAAUAACUUUUUUUUGCAUUAUAUUUGAAUAUAUUUGCCUAUUGCAAGGACAAAACAAAUAAAAACUACACUAUUGCAUUUUGAUUUUAGUUUUGACAUUUAUUAAGCAGUUCUAUAAGAAAAGGAAAAAGGCCAAUAAAAAGUGAACCUUUUUAUUUUAUUUUUUUAUUAAUUUUAGAUUUGACUGUGAAUUUAAAAUACCUGUAUGGUAAAGAAAAUGAAAUGGAAAAAUGACCCGUGCUUAAGUUAUUUAAUUUUGUUCUAAUUUUGUCAUAAUACGGCUUUGAACAAAAUUAAGAGCACUUCAGUUUCUGAAUCAGUUUCUCUGAUUUUGCUACUUAUAGGUUUAUAUUUGAGAAAAAUGAACAUUGUUGUUUUAUUCUAUAAACUACAGACAACAUUUCUCUCAAAUUCCAAAUAAAAAUAUUCUCAUUUAGAGCAUUUAUUUACAGAAAAUGAGAAAUGGCUGAAAUAACAAAAAAGAUGCAGAGCUUUCAGACCUCAAAUAAUGCAAAUAAAACAAGUUCAUAUUCAUAAAGUUUUAAGAGUUCAGAAAUCAAUAUUUGGUAGAAUAACCCUGGUUUUUAUGCAUCUUGGCAUCAUGUUCUCCUCCACCAGUCUUACACACUGCUUUUUUUUCAGAGCUGUAUUUUCACACAUUGAAAAAGGAAGCUAAUUUCCGUGAAAUGCAGCCCACCUAGGAAGCAGCUAGUGAGUUUUGUGUGUAUCACCGCUUUUAAGAGGGUGAUUAAAAGAGAAAAAUAUUGCUAUUUUAAUUUGAAGAUGAUAUAUUUUAUUGUUAUAGUCUUAUUUUCUCAGAACUGACUUAUUCUGUUUCUUGUCCAGAAAACAUCAUGUAAUCCCAGUUAACCGUGUCAUAAUUUGGAAAUGAAUAAAAUGAAUAAUGUUUGGUUGCACAAUUGUGUAUCGUUAUGUAAUGUCAUGACUCCAAGAAUUAAUGACAAUUAAAUGAUGCUACAAUAAACAUUACUAUUUCUCUAA
Astyanax mexicanus (Mexican tetra) is the source of this 8241-nucleotide messenger RNA. RefSeq names its product sterile alpha motif domain containing 9 like (gene samd9l). Bases 329 to 4996 code for a protein of 1555 amino acids. Gene Ontology annotation, cellular component: cytoplasm. Gene Ontology annotation, molecular function: protein binding. The transcript is spliced from 3 exons. The record is from RefSeq and is a predicted model, not a curated record. Lineage: Eukaryota; Metazoa; Chordata; Actinopteri; Characiformes; Acestrorhamphidae.